ACUUUUCUUUUUCUUCUUUCGUUGUUUUCAAACGUAUUCUUUCGUUUUUUAGAGGUUUGGAAUAGGGGAAAAGUGAAGUAAAAAAUUGGAAUGGCAUCAACUUUGGUAUUGGCUGUGGUUUUUAUCUUCGAUUUGAUUGCUUUUGGACUUGCUGUUGCAGCUGAGCAGAGGAGAUCUUCUGCUAAUAUUGCCACAGAUGCGAACUCUAACUAUUGUGUUUAUGAUUCGGACAUAGCAACUGGCCUUGGCGUGGGGUCAUUUUUAUUUCUUAUGGCUAGUCAAGCCCUGAUAAUGAUAGCUAGUCGAUGCUUAUGCUGCGGGAAAGCUCUGCUACCUGGUAGUUCAAGGACAUGGGCAAUUGUCCUAUUCAUCACAUGCUGGGUUGCAUUUUUUGUUGCUGAGGUAUGCCUGUUGGCGGGUUCUGUUAGAAAUGCCUACCAUACGAAGUACAGAACCAUUUUGUCGGCAAAUCCUCCUUCUUGUGAAACCUUGAGGAAGGGAGUCUUCGGGGCAGGGGCGGCAUUCAUCGUUUUUACUGGCAUAGUCUCUGAGUUUUUCUAUGUGAGCUACUCGAAGGCUGAUGGUGGAUCACUGCCUCAAAGUAGGGACACUGGUAUAAGGAUGGGAUCUUACAGCUGAGCACAGGAGAUUUACAUGAGAUUCUGGUAGUUCUGUUUGUGUUUUCCGCCCAACUAUAUCUUCUUUUUGCUUUGUGUGGCGACAAAUAAGGACUGCAUGUGUUAGUAAAUUUUUAGAUGCGGUCUUCAUGUGAAUGUAAUAGUUUGACAUGAUUUUUUAGUUGGAUUAUAGGUGUACACUUGUUUCAGUGAUUAAAAUCGUUUACGUGCGGUCUUUUGUUUA
This is a messenger RNA of Olea europaea var. sylvestris, 861 nucleotides long. RefSeq lists its product as uncharacterized. Bases 91 to 639 code for a protein of 182 amino acids. The record is from RefSeq and is a predicted model, not a curated record. The transcript is spliced from 3 exons. Lineage: Eukaryota; Viridiplantae; Streptophyta; Magnoliopsida; Lamiales; Oleaceae.